AUGUCGAAAAUUUUCGAUAAUUUAUUAUCAACUAAAUCUUUACAUUCAAAAGAUCCUAUUGAUCGAUAUAUUUUCGAUCAUUCACUUCGUUAUACACCUGAACAACUUGAACUUUUAGAAGAUAUUAAAAAUUUACCAGAAAAAAUUCAACCAUGGUUAGGAUCAACAGAUGAAGCACAAUUUUUUCAAUUACUUAUUCGGCUUAUGAAUGGCAAACGAGCAAUCGAAAUUGGAACAUUUACUGGUUAUACAUCAUUAGCUAUUGCUUUAGCACUUCCAUCUGAUGGUGAAUUAAUAACAUGUGAUAUAACUGAUGAAUAUAUUCGUCAAGAUAUAUGGAUUAAAGCUGGUAUUCGAAAUAAAAUAAAUUUACAAAUACGACCAGCUUUAGAAACUCUAAAAGAUUUACUUAAAACCUAUGGUUCAAAUUCAUUUGAUUUUAUAUUUAUUGAUGGUGAUAAAGAAAAUUAUCUUCAAUAUUAUGAAUUAUCACUUGAAUUAAUACAUUCAAAUGGUUUAAUCGCUAUUGAUAAUACUUUAUGGAAUGGACGUGUAUUAAAUGAAAAUGAUACAUCAAUUGAAACAAUAACUAUACGUCAAAUGAAUGAACUUGUUAAAAAUGAUAAUCGUAUUGAUAUUAGUUUUUUAAGAUUAGGCGAUGGCACAACACUUUAUUUUACUUUUGUUUUUUUACGAAUUAUUAUUCAAAAAUGUUUUUCUUCCGUACAUAUCUCACCGAAUCGUAAUCAAUUACAAUAUAGUUUUAUAAGAACAAAUUCUGAUAGAAUAGUUGAACGUUUUAAACGACGUACAACGUCAGAUAUAUUUCAAAUUCAUAUUCAUUAUGAUACAAGUGUUAAAAAAUUAUUAAAAGAUGAACAACGAUUAAUUAAAGAAGCUGUUGAAGCUGCAACUAAAUUUUGGAGUAAAGCUAUUCGACCGAAAUAUAAAUUAAAUAAUCGAAUACGAUUAGCAAGACAAUGUCCAUCAAGAAAAAUGUUUAUUGUUGAAAAUGAUUAUUCUGUACAUUAUUGUUCAGAAAAAUGUUUAGAUGAAACACAUUGUGGUGAUAUUAUUGUACCUUAUGAACAUUUACAACAAUGUCAUGUUUGUAAUAAAGAUAGAAAAUGUGAACGUAUUGGUACAAAUGGUAGUGGUGUUAAUGCCGAAUUUAUUUUAUAUGUAUCAGCACUUGACACAAAUCGAUGUGAACCAAUUGAUACAUUGGCUACAGCAUCUUUUUGUCAAUUAGAACCAGAACAAGAUAGACCAAUUGCUGGUAAUAUCAAUGUAUGUCCAAGGCGUUUGAGAGGCGAUCGUAUUUGGAUAGAUUUUGAUCGUCUUGUUAGUACAAUAAAACAUGAAAUUCUUCAUACAUUGGUGUUUUCUUCUGGUCUUUUUGCAUUUUUUCGAGAUAGUAAUGGUGAACCAUUUACUGAGCGUGAUCCAGCAACACGAUGGCCUAAAGCUUAUGAUGAAAAAUUACAAGUAUAUACACCCAGUGAUAAAGUGCUUAAACAAAUAGUAAGAAAAAACUGGAAAAUUCGUGGUGGACUAAUGAAUAAGAUUAUAUUAAUGUUAGUUACACCAAAAGUUCAAGCUAUUGUACGUGAACAUUUUAGUUGUUCAACAUUAGAAGGAGCUGAACUCGAAAAUCAAGGGAGUAUAGGUACAGCUUUAACUCAUUGGGAAAAACGAUUAUUUGAACAUGAAAUAAUGACUGGAACUUAUACUCAAGAAUCCGUGAUUUCUAAUUUAACAUUAGCUUUAUUGGAAGAUAGUGGAUGGUAUGAUGUAUCAUAUGAAUAUGGUAAACCUCUUCUUUGGGGACGUAAUCUUGGUUGUGAUUUUGUUAAAACAAGUUGUAAACAAUGGAUUGAUUCAAAACUUGAAAAAAAACAGAGUCCUUAUCCAUUUUGUAUUUCAUCAUCAAAACCUAAUCUUUCUAAGCGUAUUUGUGACUAUACAUAUGAUAAAGUAGUUAUGUGCAAUCUUAUCGAAUAUCCCACUGCUGUACCUCUUGAAUAUCAAAUUUUUGAUUCUUUACCAAAUAUAACUGAUAAAAAUGAACUUGUACGUUUUGGUGGACAUGUUAUGUUAGCUGAUUAUUGUCCAUAUAAUCAAGAAUUAACCUAUAAAAAUUCUAAUCGUGAUUCAAGAUGUUAUCGAUCAGAAAAUCAACCACCAAAUAAAGAAAAUUAUGCUCUUGAAAAAUAUUCUUCCGAAUCAAAAUGUUUUGAUCAUGGUUCUAUAUGGGAACAAUAUAUUGAACAAUGUCGUAAAAAACGUCGUGUUAUUCCACAAGCAGCUGGAUGUUAUCAAUUUGAAUGUAUAUCAUCCAAAGGAAUUUAUGUUCAUAUUGGGAAAGAAAAAUAUCUCUGUGAAUAUCAAGGUCAAAAUUUAACUAUUAUAACUAUUGAAUAUGAUUCAAUUUAUGUUGGCACAAUUAUUUGUCCUGAUUGUCAAAUUAUUUGUGGUUCUUUGAAAAAUUUUCAAUGUCCUUCAGAAAUAAACAUUAAUAAUGUACAAACAAAACAACAAUUAAAUAUUCGUUCAUCUGUAGAAAAUCUUUGCACAAAAUUAUAUGAAUAUAAUCAAUCAUCUAUGUCAGAUAAGACGAAUCAAUUAUAUAUAAAAUUACAAACAAUAUUUCUUUUCUUUAUUUGUCUUCAUAUUCGUAAAGAAUUUUAA
This is a messenger RNA of Rotaria sordida, 2691 nucleotides long. The record is from the annotation of a GenBank genome assembly. NCBI's taxonomy places the organism in Eukaryota, Metazoa, Rotifera, Eurotatoria, Philodinida, Philodinidae.